GGACCAAUGAGGUGGUUCGGGCCCUGCCAUACAUGGUUAUCGGAUGAAAAAGAACAGCACAAAGUUUACAGCUCAUGAAACUCUCAAAAUGAAUGGGACAGCUUAUUCCAACUUUGACAAUCAAGAACAUGUCUUGAAAUUAGGAGAGACAUUUGAGAAACACCCUAAAAGUGCCUACCAUACAGUGCGAUAUGACUUCAAACCAGCCUCCAUUGACACAACGUGUGAAGGGGAACUUGAAGUGGGCAAAGGAGAACAAGUCACGAUUACUUUGCCCAAUUUAGAGGGUUCAAGUGCUCCUGUAACAGUCUUCAAGGGAUCCAAGAGGCCGUACAUGAAAGAGUGCAUCCUCAUUGUGAACCAUGACACAGGAGAGUACAGACUGGAAAAACUCAACAGCAAUAUUGCUGUGAAGAAGACCAGGGCUGAGGGCAGCAGUAAGAUCCAUUCUCGCUUGGAGCAACAGACCAGUCGCCUGAGUCAGCAAAUGAGGAAUAACAACAACAGCAGCAGCAACAAGUCCUCAGCCAGCUCCAAGAGUUCUCCACCCAAAGAGAAGACGUCCCCAGCGUCCCCCAUGGAUGACAUCGAGAGAGAGUUGAUGGCAGAGGCGCGGGUCAUGGCCCAGCUGAGCAGCGGUGACAGCUCCUCGGACUCCAACAGCUCCUCGUCCUCAAGCAGCGAUGACAGCUCCAGUAGCAGUGACUCGGAAGAUGAACUGACUUCUGCACCAACCAUGGCUAUGGGCAGCCACAGCAUGCCCAUAAUCAGCACCAGCGCCGAUAACAACAUUCGCCACCAAGAGAGUGGAGGAGGACUCAUGAACACGCUCAAGAAUGACCUCCAGCUGAGUGAAUCAGGCAGUGAAAGUGAUGACUGAACAACGUGAGGACGUCUGGCUGCCUGUUGAAGAUUUUCAGUGAGGACUAAAGGAAUCUGGUACAGACGUGUCACUGUCUUCUCUAUAUAUCCACAAUCCUGCUAGCAAAUAUAAUUUGUUGGUUCUCUGCCAAAAAAGAAGUCAUAUUUUAUGUCAAGUUUUUGCUUCAUGAUCUUUAUUUUCUGUGUGUGAAGACUGCACGUUAAAGAGAUGCCUUAGUUCACAGAUAUGUGAUGUGGUUGGUGUAAGAGAAGCAGGAAAUUAUGGCAAACUCUCUGUAAUAUUUCAUCACUGGAAUGCAAAUGUGUGGUUAAACUGACCGAGCAUAUCAGCAUAUCAGAGGCCGCUGGAGUUUCUUCAUUUCAGCUUAGCAAUUUAAGAUCUUUGGUUGUGCCUUAGGUCAUGGUUAAUGGCCUCAGUUAAGGUGAUUUAAUUUCUGGCUGGAGAUGUUAAUCUGUCAUAAAACAAAUUAAACUUUUUCAGGAUGAGCCACGGUGAUAUGACAGCUUUCGUCUCAUAGAGUUAUUGUAAAGUUGACUGUAGAAGCUUUAUGUUUGGUUACUGAAAACCAGCUGCGGUAUAACAAAAUGUUUUCAUUUAUAGCUGCUUUAAUUAUUAUUAUUAUAUAUAUAUUUUUUAGGCCACUUUGGGGGUAGUGGAACAAGCUUAAAAACAUGACAUUUGUAUAUUAUCUCCUUAGAAAUUUGUGGUAGCAAACAGUUACUGGUUGUAGGCCAAAAAGUCAGGUGAUAAUUAUUUGUAGCUUAUUAAGUACAAGAGACCCCUUUCGCAUUGCAUCCAGUCAUGUUAUUAAUUAUGAAUAAACAAAUAUUGAUUACUGCAGCUUUCUCUUAAACCUUGUUUGUGACAUUUCAGUACAGAAGUGGGUCUGACUGCUAGUGAAGUAGCGCACUAGGAUUCAUUUGACUCAGUUAGGGUCAUGCUUUGUAGCUUUAAACCUGCAAUACUUGAAUCUAAUUAUUUAUAUUUCAAAAUAUACUCGACCAAUGGUGAAUUGCUUAAUAUAUUUUCUAUAUAUUGUAAUAGCCAAGCAAUUGGAAGUGCAAGUUAGUAUGAACUGUAUUGCAUAAGAAGUCAGAUGCUUUGAUACUGCACCUCAGUGUGAGUCUUACAAAAUCCAUGUGCCUUUUGUUAUUUGCCUUGAACAGUUAUAACAUAGGCCUUCUUGUUUUGUCACAAGCCCCAUGUCACUGCUGAGCUGUCUCAGCAAACAGGAAGCUGCCGUUUUUGCUCCAGCAUUGCUUUGGCAUCCCAGCUGACUGAGAUGAGCCUUAGCCUUUACAAGACUGGUAGCUUUGGAGCAUCAUUUGUAAACUAUGAGAAAAAUUUCUUUGUAGAAAAAUAAAUUUUUGUGCCACUA
Messenger RNA from Scatophagus argus, 2261 nucleotides. It is a transcript of the gene eaf2, whose product is annotated as ELL associated factor 2. Gene Ontology annotation, molecular function: transcription elongation factor activity. NCBI's taxonomy places the organism in Eukaryota, Metazoa, Chordata, Actinopteri, Scatophagidae. The transcript is spliced from 6 exons. Bases 44 to 880 code for a protein of 278 amino acids. Gene Ontology annotation, cellular component: super elongation complex. Gene Ontology annotation, biological process: regulation of transcription elongation by RNA polymerase II; positive regulation of DNA-templated transcription. The record is from RefSeq and is a predicted model, not a curated record.